Messenger RNA from Drosophila bipectinata, 4369 nucleotides. It is a transcript of the gene TppII, whose product is annotated as Tripeptidyl-peptidase II. Gene Ontology annotation, biological process: proteolysis. The record is from RefSeq and is a predicted model, not a curated record. Lineage: Eukaryota; Metazoa; Arthropoda; Insecta; Diptera; Drosophilidae. Gene Ontology annotation, cellular component: cytosol. Gene Ontology annotation, molecular function: tripeptidyl-peptidase activity; serine-type endopeptidase activity.
UAAAUAAUCUGUGAAGUAGUCCUAUUUAUUUUUGGUAAUCUUCAUAAAGUUACUCUUUAAACAAAUUGUUUUAGGUAGUAUUGUUAAUUGGUCAGGUCUCGGUCCCACUGGUUCUUCAAUCGAACGGCAACCAAAGAAAGUUCUGAGUGCAACAACAACAAAACAGCGGAGAGCAGGAGUAGAAUGGCCACUAGCGGUAUUGUCGAGUCAUUUCCCACGGGCGCACUGGUCCCAAAAGCGGAGACCGGUGUCCUCAACUUCCUGCAAAAGUACCCAGAGUACGAUGGACGCGACGUCACAAUUGCCAUUUUUGAUUCCGGUGUGGAUCCUCGAGCUACCGGACUGGAGACGCUUUGUGAUGGAAAGACCGUAAAGGUGAUCGAGCGUUACGACUGCUCCGGUUGCGGAGACGUGGACAUGAAGAAGAAGGUGACGCCGGAUGAGAAGGGCUGCCUGAAGGGCCUGUCUGGCAACACGCUCAAGUUGAGCCCGGAGCUCCUGGCGUUGAACACCGAUCCUGAAAAAUCGGUGCGGGUGGGUCUGAAAAGCUUCAGUGACCUGGUGCCGUCAAAGGUCCGCAACAAUAUCGUGGCUCAGGCCAAGCUGAAGAGCUGGGAUAAGCCCCAUAAAACGGCCACGGCCAAUGCCAGCCGUAAGAUUGCCGAUUUUGAGUCACAAAACCCAGGAGAAGCCUCCAAACUACCCUGGGAUAAGAAAAUACUUAAGGAUAACUUGGAUUAUGAGCUGGAGAUGCUCAACAGCUACGAGAAGGUGUACAAUGAUAUUAAGACCUCCUAUGACUGCGUCCUCUUCGCCACGGCCGGGGGCUGGUUGGCCAUCAUCGACACCACAGAACAGGGGGAUCUAGAGCAGGCUCUCCGCAUCGGCGAGUACUCUGUAACACACGAAACCCGUAACGUGGAUGACUUCCUGUCGAUUUCCGUAAAUGUGCACGAUGAGGGAAACGUUCUGGAAAUCGUUGGUAUGUGCUCUCCCCACGGCACCCACGUCUCCUCCAUAGCCAGCGGUAAUCACAGCUCCAAAGACGUGGACGGGGUGGCGCCCAAUGCCAAGAUCGUGUCGAUGACCAUUGGCGACGGUCGGCUGGGAUCGAUGGAAACUGGAACCGCAUUGGUCAGGGCCAUGACCAAAGUAAUGGAGCUGUGCCGCGACGGACGCCGCAUUGAUGUGAUUAACAUGAGCUAUGGCGAGCACGCCAACUGGUCCAAUUCCGGCCGCAUUGGGGAGCUGAUGAACGAGGUGGUGAACAAGUACGGUGUGGUGUGGGUGGCCUCGGCCGGCAACCAUGGACCGGCUCUGUCUACGGUUGGAACGCCGCCGGACAUCAGCCAACCCAGCCUGAUUGGCGUGGGCGCCUAUGUCUCCCCCCAAAUGAUGGAAGCAGAGUAUGCGAUGCGGGAGAAGCUCCCCGGCAACGUAUACACCUGGACGUCGCGCGAUCCCUGCAUCGAUGGCGGUCAAGGUGUGACAGUAUGUGCUCCGGGCGGAGCCAUCGCCUCAGUGCCGCAGUUCACCAUGAGCAAGUCGCAGCUGAUGAACGGCACUAGCAUGGCCGCACCUCACGUGGCCGGUGCUGUAGCACUGCUCAUCUCGGGACUGAAACAGCAGAACAUUGAGUAUUCGCCGUACAGUAUUAAGCGUGCGAUCAGCGUCACUGCCACUAAACUGGGCUAUGUGGAUCCCUUUGCCCAAGGUCAUGGUCUUCUCAACGUGGAGAAGGCUUUUGAACAUUUAACGGAACACAAGGAGUCCAAAGACAACAUGCUGAGAUUCUCAGUUCGUGUUGGCAACAACCAAGCCAAGGGUAUCCAUUUGCGUCAAGGUGUCCAGAGGAACUUCAUUGACUAUAAUAUAAACAUUGAGCCAAUUUUCUUCAACGACAAGGAGGCGGAUCCCAAGGACAAGUUCAACUUUAAUGUGCGUCUGAACCUUAUACCCUCGGCCCCGUGGGUGCAGUGUGGAGCCUUCUUGGAUCUUAGUUACGGCUCACGCGCCAUUGUGGUGCGCGUCGACCCCACUGGCCUCCAACCGGGAGUACACAGCGCUGUGGUUCGUGCCUAUGAUACCGAUUGUGUGCAGAAGGGUGCUCUCUUUGAAAUUCCUGUGACCGUGGUGCAGCCUCAUGUUUUGGAAUCCGAUCAGAAUACUCCUGUUUUUGAACCGGCCUCCACCAAAGGCGACAAAAGUGUAGAGUUCCAGCCCAACACCAUCCAGCGAGACUUUAUACUUGUUCCGGAAAAGGCCACUUGGGCGGAGCUGCGCAUGCGCAUCACCGAUCCCAAUCGUGGCAAAGAUGUUGGAAAGUUUUUCGUCCACACAAACCAACUGCUGCCCAAGCAGUCCUGCCGCAAGCUGGAGACCAUGAAAAUUGUGGCAGUGGGCUCUGAGCAAGAAUCCACCAUGGCUUUUAAAGUUAAGUCUGGCAAGAUUCUGGAGCUUUGUAUCGCCAAGUAUUGGUCCAACUAUGGCCAAAGCCAUCUGAAGUAUAGCCUGAUAUUCCGUGGAGUCCAGGCACAGAAUCCCAAUGCCUACGUUAUGCAUGCUGGCCGUGGCAUCCAUAAGCUGGAAGUUGAGGCUUUGGUUUCGGAGGACGUGCAACCGCAGUUGCAGCUCAAGAAUGCCGCCGUUGUGCUGAGGCCAACGGAAGCAAAGAUCUCGCCUCUGAGCGCCACGCGUGAUGUUAUUCCGGACGGGCGUCAGGUGUACCAGAACUUGUUGGUCUAUAACCUGUCUGUGUCCAAACCUGCUGAGGUGGCUCUGUAUGCCCCCAUCUUUAAUGACCUUCUGUACGAGUCGGAGUUUGAGUCCCAGAUGUGGAUGCUCUUUGACGCCAACAAGUCUUUGGUGGCCACUGGCGAUGCUCAUUCGCAAACCUUCUACACAAAACUAGAAAAAGGAGACUACACCAUUCGCCUCCAGGUGCGCCACGAGAAGCGCGAGCUUCUGGAGAAGAUUGCAGAAGCCAACCUGGUAGCUGCUUUCAAAAUGGCGAACGUGUUGUCCCUUGACUUUUAUGAGAACUACAACCAGUGCGUUGUGGGCGGUCGCAAGUUCGUUUCGGCUCCACUGCGUGGCUCCACCCGUGUGCUGUACAUCGCCCCCAUUGCCCAGGAGCGUCUGGCAAAAUCCAAUCUGCCACCACAGUGCGCCUGGCUGACUGGAAACUUGGUCUUCCCGCAGGACGAGUCUGGACGUCGUGUAGCGCUCCAUCCUUUCACCUAUAUUCUCAAUCCCGCGGAGAAAAAGACGAACUCGAAUGGCUCCGCCAAUGGAUCCAGCAAUGCAGCAGGCACUGCAGCAGCCGCCACCGCAGCUUCUGCCACUGCUGCCAAACCCAAGGCUCCGGCAACUCCACCGGCAGCCACAUCGGCGGGUAAUCCAGCCGCCGGCGACGGAAUCAAUGUCCAGAGUGAUGCGCCCGUGGAGAACGGAGGAUGUACAGGUUCUCCCAAGAAGGGCAAGUCAAACGCCGAUGAUUAUGCCGAAAGCUUGCGCGAUUUCCAGUGUUCGUACAUCAACAAGUGCGAGCUCGAAAUGGCGGAAAAGAUAUACAACGAGGUGGUGGCCGCUCAUCCCAAGCACCUGCAAGCGCACCUGCUGCUCAUCCAGAAUAUCGAAUCUUCGCAGUUGAAAGUUCAACUGCCGUUGACCUUUGUCAACGCCCAGAAAUCCAUUUCCCAGGAGUCGGGUGAGGGUGCCGAGAAGCAAAAGGAGGAACAGAAGAAGGUUUACAACGCCCUGGAGCGCAUUAUCAAGUUGGCCGACAAGGUGAUCGAAGAAACAGAUGCCGGAGCCCUGCUUGCGUACUACGGCUUGAAGAACGAUACCCGACCCGAUGCAGCAAAGAUUAAGACAAACAUGGACAAGCAGAAGAACAAUCUCAUCGAGGCUCUGACCAAGAAGGGCAUCGCCAUAGCCAAGCGGGCCGUUCUGGAUGACGCCGUCAAGGAGCGUCUGUCCGACAUCAAUGAUAUCUAUACCGAGGUCAUUAAGUUCGUGGAGGCCAACGACUCGAAGGCCAUUCAGUUCGCACUGUGGCACGCCUACGCCCACGGGCACUACGGCCGUAUGUACAAGUAUGUUGUGAAGCUCUUCGACGAGAAGCGUUCACGAGAGCAUUUCGAGGAGUUGGCGGCCAUCAACGGCGCCCUGGGUCACGAGCACAUCCGCGCAAUCAUUAACCGCAUGAUGGUCACCGCCUUUCCCAAUAGCUUCCGUUUGUUUUAAACGCGAACCGUUCAAGCGUACAUUAGCCACAAUAAUUAUUCACGAUUUCAUGCGACGAUUGUUUUUUAUAUCUAAAGUAAUCCAAUAUGUAUAUGAAUAAAAGCUAUUAACUAAAACAUAA